AUGGGUUGUCAACCGAGUCAACCAAAAUCAGUUCAUUGUACAGAACCUUCUUUACAAACUGUUCAAGAACAAACCAACAAAAUACUUAAUACUCUCGAUGAAAUUAAAAACCAUUUAAUUAUUUUAGAGCAACAGCAAAAUGAUAUUUAUAAUAAAAUAGAUCAACACAUGAAAGAAUUUGAAUGUUUCAAAAAUGAUGAAGUGUCUAAGAAAAACAGUAAACACCAUAAAGAAAAAAACAACGAUGAAAAGAAGCCGAAAAAAAAUAAACAAAUUAAAUCUCCUAAAAUUACUGAUAUGUCUCGAGUAGAGUAUUUAAAAGAAGUUUUUGGUGUAAACAAUGAGGUCAAUAAUUGUGUUCCUAUUGAAAGUGCUCAAUUAAAUAUUUCUAGAGAGAUUUAUCUCCCAGAUGAAAUGGAAGCAAAUGAAAUUGAUCAAUACAUUGAAAAAAUUCAAAAAAAGAUGUUAAGUAAGAGAAAUUGCUCAAAUAAACAAAAGAAAGAAAAUAAUACACAAUAA
Entamoeba nuttalli P19 is the source of this 519-nucleotide messenger RNA. RefSeq lists its product as hypothetical. Bases 1 to 519 code for a protein of 172 amino acids. The transcript has a single exon. Lineage: Eukaryota; Evosea; Mastigamoebida; Endamoebidae. The record is from RefSeq and is a predicted model, not a curated record.